Molecule: messenger RNA, 7236 nt
Organism: Cavia porcellus (domestic guinea pig)
Lineage: Eukaryota; Metazoa; Chordata; Mammalia; Rodentia; Caviidae
Gene: Cpsf6
Product: cleavage and polyadenylation specific factor 6
Exons: 11
Coding region: 185-1954 (589 amino acids)
Biological process (GO): mRNA alternative polyadenylation
Cellular component (GO): mRNA cleavage and polyadenylation specificity factor complex
Molecular function (GO): mRNA binding
Source: RefSeq, a predicted model, not a curated record
CGCCUACCCGCCCACCGGCCCACGGCCGAGCUGGGCCUCUGAGCCCCUUCGGCCCACCGCCCCCCUGCGUCCUCGGCCCUCGGAAGUGACGCAGCGCGCCCCGCCCCCGCCGCCAGAUCCGCUGCUGCUCCGCGGCGGGCGGACCUGCAGGAGGCGGCGGCAGCGGCGGCUCGGCCGAGGGAAGAUGGCGGACGGUGUGGACCAUAUAGAUAUCUACGCGGAUGUGGGCGAAGAGUUCAACCAGGAAGCGGAAUAUGGUGGGCAUGAUCAGAUAGACUUGUAUGAUGAUGUCAUCUCCCCAUCUGCAAAUAAUGGAGAUGCUCCAGAAGACCGGGAUUACAUGGAUACUCUUCCACCAACUGUUGGUGAUGACGUGGGGAAAGGAGCUGCACCAAAUGUUGUCUAUACAUAUACUGGAAAGAGAAUUGCAUUAUAUAUUGGAAAUUUAACUUGGUGGACAACAGAUGAAGACUUAACUGAAGCAGUUCAUUCUUUGGGAGUAAACGAUAUUUUGGAGAUAAAAUUUUUUGAAAAUCGGGCAAAUGGCCAGUCAAAAGGAUUUGCACUUGUUGGUGUUGGAUCUGAAGCAUCUUCAAAAAAGUUAAUGGAUCUGUUGCCUAAAAGAGAACUUCAUGGUCAGAAUCCUGUUGUAACUCCAUGCAAUAAACAGUUCCUGAGUCAAUUUGAAAUGCAGUCCAGGAAAACUACACAAUCAGGACAAAUGUCUGGGGAAGGUAAAGCUGGCCCUCCAGGAGGCAGUUCACGUGCAGCAUUUCCACAAGGUGGUAGAGGACGGGGCCGUUUUCCAGGGGCUGUUCCCGGUGGGGACAGAUUUCCUGGGCCAGCAGGACCAGGAGGGCCACCCCCACCUUUUCCAGGAAAUUUGAUCAAGCAUCUUGUUAAAGGAACUCGGCCUUUGUUCCUGGAAACUAGGAUUCCAUGGCAUAUGGGGCACAGCAUAGAGGAAUUACCCAUUUUUGGCCUAAAAGCUGGACAGACUCCACCACGCCCACCCUUAGGUCCUCCUGGCCCACCUGGCCCACCAGGUCCUCCUCCUCCUGGUCAGGUUCUGCCGCCUCCUCUAGCUGGGCCUCCUAAUCGAGGAGAUCGCCCUCCACCACCAGUUCUUUUUCCUGGACAGCCUUUUGGGCAGCCUCCAUUGGGUCCACUUCCUCCUGGACCUCCACCUCCAGUUCCAGGUUAUGGCCCCCCUCCUGGCCCACCACCUCCACAACAAGGACCACCGCCACCUCCAGGCCCCUUUCCACCUCGCCCACCAGGUCCACUUGGGCCACCCCUUACACUUGCUCCUCCUCCGCAUCUUCCGGGACCACCUCCAGGUGCCCCACCGCCAGCUCCACAUGUGAAUCCAGCUUUCUUUCCUCCACCAACUAACAGCGGCAUGCCUACAUCAGAUAGUAGAGGUCCACCACCAACAGACCCAUAUGGCCGAGCUCCACCAUAUGAUAGGGGUGACUAUGGCCCCCCUGGGAGGGAAAUGGAUACUGCUAGAACUCCUUUGAGUGAAGCAGAGUUUGAAGAAAUCAUGAAUAGAAAUAGGGCAAUCUCAAGCAGUGCUAUUUCAAGAGCUGUGUCUGAUGCCAGUGCUGGUGAUUACGGGAGUGCUAUUGAGACAUUGGUAACUGCAAUUUCUUUAAUUAAACAAUCCAAAGUCUCUGCUGAUGACCGUUGCAAAGUUCUUAUUAGCUCUUUGCAAGAUUGCCUUCAUGGAAUUGAAUCCAAGUCAUACGGUUCUGGAUCGAGAAGACGUGAACGAUCAAGAGAGAGGGACCAUAGUAGAUCACGAGAAAAGAGUCGGCGUCAUAAAUCCCGUAGUAGAGAUCGUCAUGAUGAUUAUUAUAGAGAGAGAAGCAGGGAGAGAGAGAGACACCGUGACCGGGACCGAGACCGUGACCGGGAGCGUGACCGAGAGCGAGAGUAUCGUCAUCGUUAGAAGUAUAUACCUACAUAUUAAAUGGUCCAAGUACUUGUUCUGAAUUUAAUCAUCUGGAAACACCUGAGACAAAUAAUAGGUAAGUGAUCACAGGUAAAAAUUUUGACAUCUUUUCCUUCAAUAUUCUGUUGCUGAGUUAUCAGUUUUAGGUUUCAGAUUGUUAAUGGUCUUAAAGCAAGAAAAAUAAUCAAGAGGACUCAUUAUGCACUUCUAAAACCUGCAAAUUGGAAUUUUUGCAUGUUAUUUAAAAUGCUUAAACAGGGAGUUCAGAUACAAAUAAUGUGCUUGGAGUUUUAAAAAUAGUUUUUAUAUUGCCUUCACCUAAUUUUAUUUGUUCCUAAAACUUGUAAAGAAAGUCUAACACUAAUAGUUUAUAAAUAUAAGAGAAUGUUUUGUCAACUUUGAAAGAGGUUUUUUCUUUUAAAAAAAAAUACUUCUAGAAGAGGGACUGUGUUCCUGGCACCUAGUUUUUGUUUUAAAAGAAAUAUUAUCCUUAAUUUGUAAAGAAAACGUAAGUUACUAAAUUAAAAUGGGUUCAGGUUACAUAUUUCAAAUUUUUAAAUUGUAUCAAACCAUACAUCCCCCAUUAGAAUAACCUUGAAAUAAUUUUCUUUGAUGUUUCAUUCAUAAAUCAUAAUCAUUGUCUUUUUUUUCUGUAUUUUACAACUAUUUCUUGUGAACAUUUUUCAUAAAAUGGGAGGAGUUGUCUCUGUUUAUACUUCAUUUUCACAUGUGAUUUUAUUUUUAUAUUUGUGAACAGCAUUUAUUCAUGUGAAGGGGAAACUGAAUCUUGUGCAUGUGACACAGAGAUUACAAAAUAUUUUUUGUAAGCAAAAAUAUUUUUUCUCCAUAUGUUGAUGGCAUAUCCACACUGAAUUAGGCUUAAAACAAACUCCACAUAGAUAAAUAAUCUUUAUGUGAUUACUUUUAGUAAUCAUGGAAGACAGUGAAAAUUUAGUCACUGGUGACUUGUGAGUAUCUAAAUUGUGAUAGGCAAAAUCACAGGCUUCAUCACAUCGUGUGUAACUGACAGAAUAGCAGUUUCUUUAGCUAUAACAUACAUACUAGCAAAUGACUCAUUUUGAAUAAUACUUAUAGCAAGAAAGCAUGUAAUAUCUUAUUUUUAUGAAACACCAAUAGCUGUUUUACUAUUUGUAAUUUUAAAGGCUUUUUGAAUUGAGAAGGCCCAUUCUGAUACUUACUGCAUUUUGAUUAUACAGUUUGAAUAUGUAUCAAAAAUUUUUAUGCAGUUCUCUAUGGAUUGUAUUAAAAAUUUAAUGUCUCGAAACAUUUUAAUAUGAGACAAAGCAUCUUCCAUUUUUAAAACUAAUCUUACUGAAAUUGGUAAUUGCUUUUGGAUGUAAAAAUAGUGUUGUAUCAUGUAAAUUAAAGUAAAUCUGAGCUUAAAUUUUACUGAUGUAGCUUUGUAUUCCUGAGUUGAAUAAUCUUAGCUCAUUAAAUUAUUAGUGUUCAGUAGUUGUUUAUGGUGAAUUGAGGCCAAGUUGUUAUUUGAAAUGGUUAACACUGUAGUCAUUUGUAUUAUGGUUACAAGUUCUGUAAGUUAGUGUUUUAGGCUUUCCUAAGUUAUCAACUUUAGUUACUGAAGACAUGAUACUGAAAUUUGAAUACAUCUUCAGUCAUCUCCAAAAUUGAUGUACCAUGUUGCCAUCAAGGGUCUUCUAAAUCAGUUUAUACUGGAGAUUAGUGACAGUUUUCUUACUGGUUUUAGUAAAACUAGCAUAGUUGACAAAAAAGUUCGUCCUGAAAAUCCAUUGUUAAUUUUAAAUAGCUUGAAUAUACAUUCCAGCAUAAGUGGACCUAAUACAUCAUGACUUGAGUUUCAUUACAUUCAGACAUUAACUAUGAAUUCCUCAUGUGAAAACUAUUGUUGACAUUUUUCUUAGUCACUGAUGUAUCAUACCAAAAUUCCCAUGUUUUGUUUGUACAUUAAUCAGAGUUGAGUUGUAAUAUUGUAUGCCUUCAUCCAAGCAAAAUUUUACAUAAAUCUUUCCAAUACAAAAAAAAUGGUUGUCUUGGAUUAUUGUAUCUUUGCUAUACCAAACAGUAUUUAUUGUGGAACUAGAUAUGAAAUGGGGUGGGGACUGAUAUUAAAGUGAAAAACUAUUUGCAGAUUUUGUUACUAUCAUAAUAAGGUCUGUUGUUGACCUCUUUAAAAGUUUUUAAAUAUGAGUCCUUUUGAGCUUUCAUGUAAAUCUUAAAUGUAGUGAGUGAAAUAAGAAUGACUUGAAAGCUAAAAUGAAUGUCAGUAAGUUUGUACAUAAACAUAUGAUAAUGUAAUCUGUUACUAAAAUGAUGAUGAAUGGCUACAAGGGCAAGCCCGUAAUUUAACUGGAAAUUUAAUGAUGUUGGCAAACUGUUAAUGUCUGUCCCAUCUUAAUUUUUUUUGUGUUUGAACUGUUGAAUAAUGUUAAUUACAUUCUCAUUUAAAAAUGUAUUAGUUUUUCCAGAAACAUUCAGUAUAUAAGUUCAAAUAGAUUCUAAUUUAAUGACACAAUAUCAGUAUUGUAAAUUUCAGUAUGUAAAUACAUUGUGCUUCGUAUUCUGUAUUUUUUUGCCUCUAUUCUGAGACCACUCUGAGCAAAAUAAGUGAUUUUAAAUUGUACGUGUCUUACAGAAAUAAUUUUACCUUCCUAGUUGAGUUAUUUUAAGGUUGUGUUCUUACUACCUAUGGGAUAGUACUACUCAGGAAAUUUGUGUUGUUUAUUUUUUAUAUUGAAGAGUAAUUAUUUUUAAAAUACUCAUUUACUCAGUUUUCCUUCUCCCCAUAUGAAGUUUACAUAUUCUUAAAUCAUUAUACGUUUAUCAAUAAAUGUCUUGUGUAUGGGGAUCUGGAUUAAGUAACCAUAUUUUCUGGACUGUGAUCACUUCUAUAUGUAUCAUGCUGUUAGAAUUUGUUAUUACUACACGGGAUUUAAGAUGCUUUGUAUUGCUUAUUCAGCUUCUUAUAGUUUUGUGUUAAUUGGGGUGAAAAACAAAAAUGCAAAAGAGUAAAAAGUUCUUUACUAACACAUUAAAAGACAUUACAUCUCCUUAGGAAUUAGUGUUACAUUGAGGCUUUUGCGAAAAUCAGAUUGUCUUCAUUGCCUGGUGAAUGAUGAUUGGUUGUAUAAUAAUACUUAAAAAUUACUUCUGCAACUCUUAGAUCAUCUGAGACCUGCCUCAUAAAUUUUAGUUAUGUUUCCUUGUGUUUACCCUUACAUUGUAACUACAGUUUCAUCUGGAUAUGCUAGCUUUUCAUUACUUGAGCUCUAAUUUCCUUGCUUUUAGUAGUAUUUGCAAACCUGUGUCUGACUAUACCGCUAUCUACUUAGCAGUGACAAGAGAGAGUAGGAAGUAAUCCCCUGAAUGGAUGAUGUGUUUUGCUCACUGUGGUUGAAGAAUAUAGUUUUGUUUAUAAAUGAUUAAUACUUUGUUUAAAAACAUUUAGUGCUAAUGUGAGUCACUUUGCUCUCUCACGUUCAUUUCAGUGUGAAGUUUACUACCGGUAUUUCAGUUUGUAACUUAGAUUUUGAAUAAUGUUUGAAUGAAUGUUUAGUUAGUAUUGUUUAAAGAAAACCUAAAAUAACCAGUAAAGGGUAAGGGUACCAUUUGUGCUAUACAAAUUUAUGAGUUUGCCCUCUGUGGUAGAAUGUUUGAACUGUCACAGUGGAUUCUGAAUACCAAAUAGCCUAUUUUGAAAUGUCCAUCUUACGAAUCUUUUGGAGGCAAAGCUGAUUUUUUUUCUUUGUGAUGUAGUUUAUUUCUAUUAUUUAAUGGAUUGCCUAGAGCAAGUUAUGUAAAUGUUUUAUAUUGAGUGAGAAAAUGGCUUUUUGAAAUGAGGUAAGUACUAUGUCCAUAGGUAGAAAGAUUACUGUGAAGUGUUUUGAUAGCAAGGAACUGUUUGUAAACAUCUACAGUAAGCAGAAUGGCUUUCAUGCCAUGUGUUGUAAGAAGACUUUUUUUAUCUUAAAGAGUAAACGUAUAUGUAGAGACUUGUUUCUCUUGCCCACUUUUUUUUAGUCCUUUAAGAAGUAAUUUUCAGAUAGAGAAUAGUAAAUUGUUUCAUUGAAUUAAAAACAGCAUUAUUUUAUGUUUACAUAAAAACCCUUUUAAUUCAAUAUAUUAUUGUGAAAACCUGUAAAAAAGCUCUAUCAAAUUUAUAUUUGUCUUAAAAGAUGACUACCAUGACUUUACAUACUAAUGCUGACAAAUUUGCUUAGGUAAAUUUCUAACAGAAACACCUAAAAUUUGGGUGUAAUACUGACUUGAUGUUAUAUCAGUUAUCUCAAAAUGCAGGCACUUGACAUUUUACUUGAUGCUCACAUUAGUGUACAGACAUUGGGAAGUCUAGAUUCCAUUUGUCAUCUUAGUGCUUUAAACAGCUGUUCACACAACUUCCUUUUAUAACUGAUAGCUAAUUCAAGUAAUUGCGUGGCUUUGACAUAGAUUUGAUCAAACGAUUUUCUGAGAACAUGAGCAUUGAUUGUAUUUGUUACUUUUAAGUUUCUUUUUGAUAUCUUUGUUUAUGUAGACUAUCUUUUUACAUAUUUGAGACUGUUAACAUGGAUUUGGAUUAUUGGAAAUGGGUUGUAUUGCCUUUAAAUUUGCUUCCUUUUGAGACUGUAAACUUUGUGUAUCCAGGUGGAUAAAUAAAUGUAAAAUGUUUAGAAAUAGAAAUGACUAUCCCCCAAAUUUUAUAUCUGUAUCACAAAAAUUAGGAUUAAUAGUAAAGACUUUUCUAUAAAAUAUAAUCAAGCAAGAAAUAAGAUGUAUAUUGUGACUUGAUAAAUAGGAUUCACUAUAUAAAAAGCAGUAAAAUUCUCUGUUGGAAUAAGAUACAAUUGUAUAUAACAAUUUUUUUGGAAGAACUGAAUAUUUUUGUGUUGCUCACUCAUUUUAAAUAAGUUUUCCUUAGUGACCCUCUUUUUUAUUCUUUUCAGCAUAACAAAAAAAUUAAAGAAAUAACAUGCUUUCAUAGCAAGGUUUAUUGAUUUCCUCGUUUUAUAAUUAGAACAUAUGCUUUAUGUAAGACUUUUACCAGCUUUUUAAAGUGCCUUGCUGGGCUGGAGGUAUAGAUUAGUGGUAAGCCUCUUGCUUAGCACAGCAUGUGGUCCUGGGUUCAGUCCCUCAGCUAGCUAGCUAGCUGCUAGCUAAAAAUUAAGCAGACAGAUAAAUAAUCCUAAGUGCUAAGCAGUUGAGAGCUAACAUUUUGCAUUUUUUGAAUUAAAUCCACUAAAUAAGCUUUGUCAGCAUAAGAUGAAAAUAAAAGGUAAUACUAGAAA